Messenger RNA from Pseudocercospora fijiensis CIRAD86, 1329 nucleotides. RefSeq lists its product as uncharacterized. The coding region runs from base 1 to 1329 and encodes 442 amino acids. The record is from RefSeq and is a predicted model, not a curated record. The transcript has 2 exons. NCBI's taxonomy places the organism in Eukaryota, Fungi, Ascomycota, Dothideomycetes, Mycosphaerellales, Mycosphaerellaceae.
AUGCGAACCUUCGCCUUCCUUUCUUCCUCUCUGCCUUGCCUCAAAUCCUGCGCCAGUACCAUGAUGCAUUCGCCAAGCGCCAGCACUCGCACUCUGCAUCGCAAGUACGCUUCAGUCACGGAACAUCAACCUCUCAUUCCUCCCCAACGCCGACUCUCAGAUGUCUCGACUGCAAGCGAAAGAUCCGAUUGCAAUGCCAAUCAUGCCUGUUCUCGCCGUGCCUCAGUCGCCGACUUGGUCAAGACUUACGAAACCAACGCUUCCGCGCUCCGACCAUCGUGCCUGCCAUUUCCCCUCCACAGCGACAAUGCCAAAAACUGGACCCACGAGGAGCACGACGAUGCUGGUCUUGGUGCCGAGAGGAGCCCCAUUCAGACUCCUACCCAAGACCUUGACCGACAAAGCGACUCGGACACGCUUGCCCUCGCAUUAUCAAGUAUCGCAACACUAGCAGCAUUGGAGUCAGCAGUUAUGGACUCCUGCGAAGAAUGCGUUAUGCGAGCUGCAAACGUUCCACUACCAGACGACGCAGCUCCAGCACCUCCAGGAAUCCUCGAACAAUUCCGCCUCCGCAUUGACGUUACCCUCAACCAGCUCAGACGUCCAGCCGUUCGCUUCCUUUGGCGUUGGAUCCUCCAACCCUUAUUGGUGAUCCUACUUAAGGAGCUUAUUAGCACCCACGUCAUCGGCCCAUCAAACACUACCACCACUACCAACGCUGCUGCCGCCGACCCGUACUACACCUCCCUCCAGCAAGCCCAACGUGACUUCGCCGCCAUAGCCCUCUCCGCCCAAACCUCCAACCUGUGGUGUCUUCCUUCCUACUCCUGGUGGCCAAACCCCUACCAUGUCCCUUCAACCCACCAUCCGUGUCCUGAGGUCGAUAUCUGGUCCGAGGCCAGCUCCUACACUUACCAAAUCCUCUGGCCGACUUCCGACGUCUCUCUCCCGAUCCACAUCCGCGAUUCUUGGGCCCACACUGCCGACGACUACCUCAAACUCCUCCGGCAGGCGGGCCACCUCGUUCGCAUAACCGCUAUGCACCACAACGAGGGUCACGUCGCGCAGGCAGUUUUUGCCAAUGUCACGUAUGCCGAGGCCAAGUUGCGGAAGUUGACAACAACAACCAUAACGGACAUUUCUUCUGCUUCGGACUCUCUCCUGGAUUUCUUCGUCCCGGGUCGAAUCCUAGGAUUUCAUGAGCAAGGAGGAGGAGAAGAAGAAGAUUAUUUUGGCCUGACGCUCCAGGCUCGAGAGCAAUUGAUUCAGGCGUUUUGGGCGCUGCAUGAAGGGUUUCGGACUGUAAUAUGGGUCGAGACGCGUUUCUAA